CCCAGCUUAAUUUAUUUAUUUUUGUGUUGUAGAAAAAUUGGGCUCAAGUAGUUUUACGUUGGCCCAUAGGCCCAAAAGAGUUAAUACAGUCGUCGUGUGUUAAGCAGCCGCUGUGUCAUCGUGGAACACCCAUUUUCUCUCGUUUCUCUAUUUCUUCUUCGUCCUCGAUCGUCUCCGUCGCCGAUCUCGUCACUCCAUUCCCCGCGAGUUGAUUUGGUACAAAGCGUUAAUCAAAAAUGGUUGGAGGAGGAGUUUUCCAGCAGAUUCUCAGGAGGAAGCUUCACUCCCCAUCACUCGCAACUCCUGUCCGGUCGUGGCUUUCUUCGAAGACUGCUCAUGUGGAAGCUGGUUCUUCUGGUGUAAGAGCAUUUGCCCUCUUGGGUGCUGGUGUUACAGGACUGUUGAGUUUUUCGACAGUAGCGUCUGCUGAUGAGGCAGAACACGGGUUGGCUUGUCCAGACUACCCUUGGCCUCAUGAUGGCAUUCUCAGCUCAUACGACCAUGCUUCGAUCCGUCGUGGGCAUCAAGUUUAUCAGCAAGUCUGCGCAUCUUGCCAUUCAAUGUCUCUGAUCUCAUACCGAGAUUUGGUUGGUGUAGCUUACACUGAGGAAGAGGCCAAGGCAAUGGCAGCUGAAAUUGAGGUGGUUGAUGGACCUAAUGAUGAGGGUGAGAUGUUCACCCGUCCUGGUAAACUCAGUGACCGCUUGCCUCAACCAUAUGCCAAUGAGUCAGCUGCAAGGUUUGCUAACGGUGGAGCGUAUCCUCCUGAUCUUAGUCUUAUCACUAAGGCACGUCACAACGGUCAAAACUACGUCUUUGCUCUCCUGACGGGUUACCGUGAUCCUCCUGCUGGCAUUUCAAUUAGAGAGGGGUUACACUACAAUCCUUACUUCCCAGGGGGAGCAAUUGCUAUGCCGAAAAUGCUCAAUGAUGAAGCUGUUGAGUAUGAAGAUGGUGUCCCCGCCACAGAGGCACAGAUGGGUAAGGAUGUUGUCUCAUUCUUGUCCUGGGCAGCUGAGCCAGAAAUGGAAGAGAGGAAGUUGAUGGGUUUCAAAUGGAUAUUCCUACUAUCUCUCGCUCUGCUCCAAGCAGCGUACUACAGGCGACUGAAAUGGUCGGUUCUCAAGUCCCGCAAGCUGGUUCUCGACGUGGUGAACUAAAAAGCACUUCGUAGUAAAAGCUUUUGCAGUUGGCUACAGUCCUCUUUUCAACAAAAGUCUCCAUUUUAUGUCAUAAAAAUCUUUGAUGGGACCAAAUCUCAUCUUUCUUAUUUUUUACUUCUAUCUCUAGGGAGUUUUGUUUUAUGAGGAUAAUAACGACAAAAAUACUUCUGCCUCGUAAAUCAAACAUGAUUUUGUGGUUUAUACAUUUUGUUUCUUGUCCAUACCGGUACGGUUCACGUUUCCGGUUUGUUUAAAUAAAGAAUAUUUUUGUACUUGGUUUCCUGGUUUACUUUCGGUGUUCUUCCU
Messenger RNA from Brassica rapa (field mustard), 1469 nucleotides. RefSeq names its product cytochrome c1 1, heme protein, mitochondrial. Lineage: Eukaryota; Viridiplantae; Streptophyta; Magnoliopsida; Brassicales; Brassicaceae. Gene Ontology annotation, biological process: mitochondrial electron transport, ubiquinol to cytochrome c. Gene Ontology annotation, molecular function: electron transfer activity; heme binding. Gene Ontology annotation, cellular component: respiratory chain complex III. The record is from RefSeq and is a predicted model, not a curated record.